UAGCCUUUACUUUCUUUUAUUUUAUCUCAACUUUUUUCUUAAUUUUGUUUAUGAUCUUCUUUGGUUCUUAAAUUUUGACUAGGAAAGAAGAAGAAAAAUUAUAAAGGAAAAGCAAAGAAGAGUAAAAGGAGAGGCUUAGCUUCUUCCUUGAACUUGAAGCCAUCUUUUGUUCUUGAAGAUGUUUGAUUUAUUAAGCCUCUACACACUUGAAGUUUCUCACAUUCUAUCAACUUUUCUUUCCUUUUUUAGGAACCCUAGUAUUACUCAAACACUUAUAAAUCUUUGUUCCUUCUCAAAGUCCAUCAAACUCAUUUUUCAUGAGAUUUUUUCAACUAAAAAUGCUACCUUUUUUGGUUUUGGUUCUAACACUCUUAUCUAGUGUGAGUUCCUCUGUUUCAUCCUCUGUAAAUAAUGACUUUCAUGCUCUAGUUACACUUAAACAAGGCUUUGAGUUCACUUCUCCGGUCUUAGAUAGUUGGGAUUCUUUGAAGCCAAGCUCAUUUUGUUCUUGGGUGGGAAUCAAAUGCCAUAGAGGGAGAGUCAUCUCUCUCGAAUUGUCGAAUAUGAGUCUUGGUGGCUCUGUUUCCCCUGUUGUUUCAAGUCUUGACAUGCUCACUGAACUCUCACUAGAUGGUAACAACUUCACUGGAGAAAUCAGGAUAUCAAAUUUGAGUAGCCUUCGGAUUUUAAGAAUAUCGAAUAAUGUGUUUAGUGGGAGAUUGGAUUGGGACUACUCAAGCCUGGAGAACUUGGAAGUCCUUGAUGUUUAUAACAACAAUUUCACUUCUCCACUGCCUUUUGAGAUUUCUAGUCUCAAGAAUCUCAAGUAUUUGGACUUGGGAGGAAACUUUUUCUUCGGAAAAAUUCCUAGAAGUUAUGGGAGUUUGCUUAGGCUUGAGUACUUGUGUCUUGCAGGAAAUGAUCUUCAUGGAAAAAUUCCAAAUGAGUUGGGAUAUUUAACCAACUUAAAAGAGAUAUACUUGGGAUAUUACAAUGAGUUUGAAGGUGGGAUCCCAAAGGUGUUUGGCAACUUGGUUAAUCUAGUCCACAUGGAUCUUUCGUCGUGUGGAUUGGAUGGUCCAAUUCCUCCUCAGUUGGGAAACUUGAAGUCACUUGACACUCUUUUCCUACACAUCAAUGCAUUGUCAGGUCAAAUUCCAAAGGAACUUGGUAAUUUAACAAACUUGGUUAAUCUUGAUCUUUCGGCCAAUGUAUUAUCCGGGGAAAUUCCAUACGAAUUCAUUCACCUUCAAAAGCUCAAACUUCUGAAUCUUUUCAUGAACAAAUUACAUGGGUCCAUACCAGAUUUUGUUGCAGACUACUCGAAUUUGGAGGUUCUAGGGCUGUGGAGGAACAACUUCACAGGCCUAAUACCUCAAAAUUUAGGCCAGAACAGGAGGCUAAAAGAGGUUGAUUUAUCUACAAACAAACUCACUGGUAGAAUUCCUCCAGAUUUAUGUGCUUCAAAUCAGCUCACAAUCUUGAUUUUGCUUCACAAUUUUCUCUUUGGAUCGAUACCGGAGGACUUAGGCACAUGUUCCACCCUUGUUAGGGUGAGACUAGGGGAUAAUUACUUGAAUGGUAGCAUUCCAAAGGGCUUCAUAUACUUGCCUCAGCUGAAUUUAGUUGAGCUGCAAAACAACUAUUUGUCUGGAACACUAUGCGAUGACGGAAACUUCACCACAAGUCCAUCAAAAAUGGAACAGCUUAAUCUGUCAAACAAUCAAAUUUCAGGUUCUUUACCAACUUCUCUUUCAAACUUUUCAAAUCUGCAGAUCCUUCAACUUGAUGGAAACAAAUUCACAGGUUCAAUUCCUUCUUCGUUUGGUGAAUUCCAGCAUUUGUCAAAGCUUGAUCUCAAAUUAAAUUCUUUUUCUUCUCAGAUUCCACCAGAAAUUGGAAAUUGCUUUCACUUGACAUAUCUAGAUUUGAGCCAAAACAACCUUUCGGGUUCAAUUCCCCCUCAAAUUUCAAAUAUUCGUAUCCUAAACUACUUAAACUUGUCAAGAAAUCACUUGAGUGAGACCAUUCCUAAAUCUAUUGGCUCCAUGAAAAGCCUCACCACGGCAGAUUUUUCCUUCAAUGAUCUCUCAGGUAAACUACCUGAAUUGGGUCAAUUUUCAUUCUUCAAUGCUUCCUCAUUCGCGGGUAAUCCUCAACUUUGUGGAUCUCUUUUAAACAAUCCAUGUAAUGUUACUGAAAUCACAAGUCAGCCGGGAAAAUCCCAUGGCAACUUCAAGCUAAUAUUUGCUCUAGGCCUACUAUUUUGCUCUCUAGUUUUUGCUGUUGCAGCAACUUUCAAGGCCUGGUCAUUCAAAAAAAGUGGCUCUCAUUCUUGGAAAAUGACAGCGUUCCAGAAGCUCGAUUUCACAGUUUUAGAUGUCGUGGAAUGCAUCAAAGAUGGAAAUGUUAUAGGCAGAGGUGGAGCUGGUAUCGUAUACCAUGGGAAAAUGCCAAAUGGGGUCGAUAUUGCAGUAAAAAAGCUUGUUGGAAUUGGCGCAAACAGCCAUGAUUACGGCUUUAAAGCUGAGAUUUGUACACUAGGCAAUAUUCGACACAGAAACAUCGUCAAAUUACUGGCAUUUUGCACAAACAAAGAUACGAAUUUGCUUGUUUACGAGUACAUGAGGAAUGGUAGCUUAGGAGAGGCUUUGCAUGGUAAAAAGAGUGGAAUCUUGGGCUGGCAUUUGAGGUACAAAGUUGCUGUUGAAGCUGCUAAAGGAUUGUGUUAUCUUCACCAUGAUUGUUCACCACUAAUCGUUCAUCGCGAUGUAAAAUCAAACAACAUCUUGCUGAAUUCAAGCUAUGAAGCUCAUGUUGCAGAUUUUGGGUUGGCAAAGUAUCUUAUGGAUGGCGAUGCUUCUCAGAGCAUGUCUGCAAUUGCUGGUUCUUAUGGUUACAUUGCUCCAGAAUAUGCGUAUACCAUGAGAGUGGACGAAAAGAGUGACGUUUAUAGCUUCGGAGUGGUCCUCCUCGAGCUUAUUACCGGCCGUCGUCCUGUGGGAGAUUUCGGUGAUGGUGUUGACAUUGUUCAGUGGGCGAAAAUCACAACAAAUUUUCAUAAGGAGAAAGCGAAUCAAAUAUUCGAUAAGAAACUAUCGAAUGUGCCUCGAGAAGAAGCUGAGCAUUUGUUUUUCGUAUCCAUGCUCUGCAUCCAAGACAAUAGUAUCCAAAGGCCAACAAUGAGGGAAGUGGUUCAAAUGUUAUCAGAAUUCUCUCGUCAUAUUCCCGGUUAUCCCGCUUUAGCUUCAUCAGUCGUUUGUCAGAAACCCGAAAAUGAAGAAGUUUGUAUAAAUGUCCAACAAGAAUCACUGAUUUCAGUUUAAGAGAUUUACAAUUUGUUUGUUUAACAAUUGAUGCAUGUGUAUAUCCGAUUUUAAAAUUUAGUCUCGCUGCUAAAGUAUAGUUGCAAAAUGAAUUACUCCACUUUCUUUGUCCAAA
Daucus carota subsp. sativus is the source of this 3441-nucleotide messenger RNA. RefSeq names its product leucine-rich repeat receptor-like serine/threonine-protein kinase BAM3. Gene Ontology annotation, molecular function: ATP binding; protein kinase activity; protein binding. The transcript has 2 exons. The record is from RefSeq and is a predicted model, not a curated record. The coding region runs from base 318 to 3326 and encodes 1002 amino acids. Lineage: Eukaryota; Viridiplantae; Streptophyta; Magnoliopsida; Apiales; Apiaceae. Gene Ontology annotation, biological process: protein phosphorylation.